Fusarium vanettenii 77-13-4 is the source of this 3729-nucleotide messenger RNA. RefSeq lists its product as uncharacterized. NCBI's taxonomy places the organism in Eukaryota, Fungi, Ascomycota, Sordariomycetes, Hypocreales, Nectriaceae. The annotation marks the transcript as partial. The transcript has 4 exons. Gene Ontology annotation, molecular function: protein binding; calcium ion binding. Gene Ontology annotation, biological process: endocytosis; endosomal transport. Gene Ontology annotation, cellular component: cytoplasm; plasma membrane. The record is from RefSeq and is a predicted model, not a curated record.
CCGGCAGCUGCGCCGAACCUGAACCUCUCCCCCGAAGAGAAGCGAACAUAUGGCCAACUCUUCCGACAAGCCGAUUCCGACAGCGUUGGCGUCGUUGUUGGCGAGAUCGCUGUCAAGUUCUUCCACAAGACUGGUCUAGACUCUCGAAUCCUGGGCGAGAUCUGGCAGAUUGCGGAUAAGGAGAAUCGGGGUUUCCUCACACCAGCUGGCUUCGGCAUCGCCCUACGACUCAUCGGACACGCCCAGGCCGGCCGCGAACCUACUCCCGAGAUCGCUCUCCAACAAGCUCCUCUUCCUCGAUUCGAUGGCUUCGUCCCGCAAGCCGGCCCUGUUGGAGGCAUUCCCCCUCCUCCGCCCGUGCCUGUGAGCUCGCCUCCUCCUCCAGCUGCUCUCCAGGCUCAGUCGACCGGCGGACCGAUUCGCAUCCCUCCCUUGACUCCCGAGAAGGUGGCACAGUAUACUGGUCUCUUUGAGCGCCAACCUCUUCAGGUUGGUGGUCAGUUGCCAGGUGACCAGGCCAAAUCCAUCUUUGAGAAGUCUGGGCUUCCCAAUGAGGUGCUGGGUAGGAUAUGGCAGCUCGCCGAUACCGAGCAGCGCGGCGCUCUCGUUCUCACCGAGUUUAUCAUUGCUAUGCAUCUGCUCACCUCGAUGAAGACGGGAGCUCUUCGAUCUCUCCCCAACAUCCUCCCAGCUGGUCUCUAUGAAGCUGCCGCGCGCCGUGGCCCCUCACGUCCGUCGUCUUCCGCACCCGGCAUCUCCGCCAUCCCCCGACAACUGAGUGGAACUGCUCAAGUGCGCGCAAACAGCCCUCUCGGACGUCCUCCCCUCUCUCCCCAGGGUACGAGUGCGGUUGCAAGUGAUUGGGCCGUGACUCCCGCCGACAAGGCCCGAUUCGAUCAGUUGUAUGCCGACCUCGACAAGACGAACAAGGGCUUUAUUACUGGAGAGGAGGCGGUUACCUUCUUUAGCCAGUCCAAUCUUCCCGAGGAUUCCCUGGCUCAGAUUUGGGACCUGGCAGACUCAAACUCCCAGGGACAGCUCUCGCGCGACCAGUUUGCAGUCGCCAUGUACCUCAUCCGACAACAGAGGACUGGCCGUGGGCCCCUGCCUACCACUCUACCUGCUAAUCUGGUUCCUCCUAGCCUUCGCACUCAAGUUCGUCCACCAACUGCCACAUCUGCUUUUGACCCUCCUCCUCCUCCCGUGGUGGCCCAGCCACCACCUCCUCAGCCCAAGUCAGCUCUCGACGACCUCUUUGGCCUCGAAUCGACCUCCCCGAGCCCUGCUCCGGCUCCAACCCAGGCUCCUAUGUCAACUGGGGGAUCCAAUGCCAACGAUCCGUUCGGUACCGGCUCUAACGUGCUGACACCGUCCUCUCCUCUUAAGGCGUCUCUCACUGGCACUGGAAGCUCAACCUUUAAGCCAUUCGUUCCUUCAUCUUCGUUUGGCAGAGGCUUGACGCAACAGCCUACAGGAGGCUCGGCUGGUUCAGGCUCUAAGCCUUCCAUGCCUUCCGCGUCCGAGGAUCUCCUGGCAGACAAUGAUCCAGAGGCCAGCAAGAUUUCUGGAGAGACCACCGAGCUUGCGAACCUCUCAAACCAGAUCUCAUCACUGUCCAAGCAGAUGCAGGAUGUUCAGGGCAAGAGGACAACAACUCAGAACGAGCUGAAUCAAGCCACUGCUCAGAAGGCGAACUUUGAGCAGCGACUUGCUCAGCUGCGCACCGCUUAUGAGAAGGAGGCGCAAGAUACCCGUGCCCUCGAGGAGCAGCUCAACACGGCUCGCAAGGAGACAUCGAAGCUGCAGGCCGAGUGCAUGAGCCUUGAGGGGACUUACCGUGAUAUCCAGGCUCAGCACCAGCAGGUUACAGCAGCUCUCCAGGCUGAUCAGCAGGAGAACACUAACCUCAGGGAGCGUAUCCGGGUUGUCAAUGGAGAGAUUGCCCAGAUCAAGCCCCAGAUCGAGAAGCUCAAGUCUGACGCUCGUCAGCAAAAGGGACUGGUUGCCAUCAACAAGAAGCAACUGUCCACCACUGAAGGCGAGCGCGACAAGCUCAAGGCUGAAGCUGAGGAUCUCACUAAGAGCAUCGAGGAGCUGCGUCAAGCCAACACAGGUUCUCCUGCGUCUGCCCCGGCCCAGAUUGCUAGCCCAGCGGCAUCUACCUCUAGUGCAAACAACCCCUUCUUCCGUCGGACGGCAAGCACUGAUAUCAUGGGUGCAUUUGCCUCCCCCCCCGCCAAGAACGUCUCUGACAAGUCUUUUGACGAUGUCUUUGGACCGUUCCCACCUAGCGCUUCUGGUACUCCUCCUCCUCCUCCUCAGACUUCGUUCAAGCCCCAGCAUACUGGUACCUCGACCGCCAGUGUUGGAUCAUACAACACCCCCCCUGCUUCGUCUCCUGUCAUGAGCCGUCAGCCUACUCUGGCUGUCGACCCUCCUGCGCCUCCGGAGUCGAGACAGAUCAGCUCUAGCUUCCUACCUUUCAUUGACCAUAACGAGUCCCUCUCAUCCUCGCGUCAGGUUUCACCCCCUGCUUCCCGGAUCGAUGACCCUCUCCAUGGCUCGGUUACCCCUAUCCCUGGCGACCUGAAGGCAUCCGAUAGUGUUGGCAGUGUACCAGGAGCUUUCCCCGGCGACGAGACUGACAGUGUCGAGCGUAAGGGAACUCCAUCUGUCCCCGCUGACACGGCACGUGAGCCCGCCAACGAGAGCGCACCAAAGGGCGCGGAUCCUUUCGGUGGCGCGGAUGAGGCCAAGGCCAAGGCUGACUUUGAGAACGCCUUUGCCGCCUUUACAACUGCCAAGAGCCAGACCAAGCCUGCACAGGAGACCAACAAGUCUACCUCUGCUUUCGAUUCCGAGUUCCCCCCUAUCUCGGAACUUGAGCGUGAUGACGACUCGGACUCUAGCAGCGACCGAGGCGGCUUCGAGGAUGACUUUGCACCCGCUUCGCCUCCUAGCAAGCGAUUUGGGGAUAAGCCUGCGAGCGGAGAAUCGUCUGGAGGUGCUCCCUUGGGCCCAACUCCGGCCCCUGAGACUGCAUCUCCUGAGACCAAGGUGACGAGCCCCGAGCUCCCAUCGUCACCCGCGACAGUGACCGAGACCAAGGCCCAGAACUCAUCUGUCGACGACAUCUUCGGCACGAGUGCGACAGGACCUGCCCCUGCCCCGAAUCAGGCGGCCCCGCCCAACCCUCCAGCCAAGAGUGGUUUUGAGGAUCUGGAAGACGAGUUUGAGGGCCUGGAGGAUGCUAAGGAAGGCUCCGGAGAGGAAGAUUUCGCCAACAUCUCCCGCUCUGGUCUGGACGACUUUAACCCCGUCUUCGACAGCAGCCCGCCCGGUAGCCAGACUAAGACCGAGUCUACCGCGUUCGGCAACGAGAGCUUCGACUUUAUCUCUGCCAGCCAGGCUGGUCCAGCCCAACCCCCUGCAGGUGGCCAGCAGAAGCCCCCUGAGGCCCACGACUGGGAUGCCAUCUUCUCCGGUCUCGAGUCACCCAGCGCUGCUGCAGCAACUCCCGCUACUGCUCCUGCUGCCGACAAGCCAGCUGGCGGUGAUGCGUCUCGUCCUGGCCAGCAGCCCCUGAACCGCACAGAGUCUGAGCAAGACGACCCCAUCCUCAAGAGCCUGACUGGCAUGGGUUACCAGCGCACUGAUGCUCUGGCUGCCCUGGAGAAGUUUGACUACGACCUGGACAAGGCCGCAAACUACCUGGCUAGCCGGUCAUAA